This is a messenger RNA of Durusdinium trenchii, 860 nucleotides long. NCBI's taxonomy places the organism in Eukaryota, Dinophyceae, Suessiales, Symbiodiniaceae. The record is from the annotation of a GenBank genome assembly.
CUCAAGGAUUCGUAGCAUCCGGCCCAGCCUGAGCUCGCCAUGUGGAUGGGGCCUUAUGGCCCUGGGCCCCGCCGGCCGGGGCCACUGAACCCGCGGGCGUCCCCGGUGCGGGCACCGGAGCCGAUGGCGCUGGGGUCCAUUGGAGUCCGGGAGGCGAUGACCAUGGUGGCCCCCCUGCCUGUGGGCCGUGUGGAUCUGAAAAAGGCCGAAGAGGCACAGAAGGCCGCUCAGGAGGCUGCUGCAGCCCGAGCACCGAAGCCUGCAGAUCCCAAGAAGGAGCUGGCGGAGAAAUUGCGGAAAGUCCAGGACGAAGAGAAUGGACGAGUCCUGUGGUGGAGUUUUUGCAAAGUGCACGCCAAUGGGCAGCUUGAUCCCAACCAGCAUGAUGCAGCGUUUUUGCUGACCUUUUUCGAGUGCUUUGAGAAGGGUGACAUCCUGGAGGAGCCUGGCUGCCCAAACUCAGUGAGAUUUGGUCAACAAGCAGUGCGCAAAGGCGUGUCCAAAGGAAAAGGCCGGCCUCCCAUGAAUGUGGCUGCUGCCAAAGGCGGCAAAGGGCCGAUCACUGGCUGGGGCGGCAUGUGGGGAAUGGGCAAGGGAGGGCCUAUGGAAUAUGGGAUGGUGGUGAGCCUAGCUGCUAGCUACCUUCUGCACAUCCGCCAAAAAAGGGCCGCACGUGCUGACCACACCAAGAAUCGUGGAUGAACAGCUGUCAAAGUGAUGUCAGGCACUCAAGUGGAGUCAGCAACUUCGAUAGUUGUGUGUGUGUAUCUCCAACUGGUGUGCUUUGCAGAUGUUUGCAGCGGGGUGAUUGCAGACUGGGUGCCUGCACAUGACAUGCGAGCACGAACCCAACAUGAAGC